Messenger RNA from Pelobates cultripes (western spadefoot toad), 11467 nucleotides. NCBI's taxonomy places the organism in Eukaryota, Metazoa, Chordata, Amphibia, Anura, Pelobatidae. The record is from the annotation of a GenBank genome assembly.
GAGCACACAGCAUCAUCAACUGGCAGGAUCCAACUGCAGAGCUCUCAGCAGGACACAGCCUGGACACUGCUCUGCAAAGAGUCUGCACUCUGCAUACUGCCUGGACACUGCAAAUUGCCUGGACACUGCCUGGACACUGCAUACUGCCUGGACACUGCAAACUGUCUGGACACUGCCUGGACACUGCAAACUGCCUGGACACUGCCUGGCCACUGCAAACUGCCUGGACACUGCUCUGCAACAGCCUGGAUACUGCAAACAGCCUGGAUAUUGCAUGGGACAGCAGACUGCACUCACACAGCUUUCACCCUAAUAUAAGAGCAGCCUGCAUUCUGUAACAGCAUCCACCCUGUCUAGUGAAGAAGCCUGCAUGCUGUAUGCUGUAUUGAGGAGCAGCCAGCACUCUGCAUGGGAUAGCAGCCUGCACUACCAAACAGCUUUCACCCCAAUAUAGUAGCAGCCUGCACUGUUACAGAAUUCAUUCUGUAUAGGGGAGCAGCCUGCACUGGGUGACAAAAUUCAUCCUGUAUAGGGUAGCAGCCUGCACUUGGAUACAUAAUUCACUCUAUAUAAAGGAGCAGCCUGCACUGGGUUACAGAAUUCGUCCUCUACAGGAGAGCAGCCUGCACUUGGACACAGAGUUCACCCUGUAAAGAGGAGCAGCCUGCACUUGGACACAUAACCAUAACACACCCUAUAUAAAGGAGCAGCCUGCACUGGGUUACACAAUUCGUCCUGUACAGGGUAGCAGCCUGCACUUGGACAGAGAGUUCACCCUACAUAGAUAAACAGCCUGCAGUGGGUUACGGAAUUCACUCUGUAUGCGGAAGCAGCCUGCACUGGAUCCAAUUUGGACAAGUUAAUCUAACUUGCAGAGAGAAUAGCAGACAUUCUAUCUCUGUAUAAAAUUCACGAUAGAACUGACCCAGGACUGUAAGACUGGACACAAUAUUACUGUACAGAAAGGAGUGACAAGUCCUUCCCUUUACUGGGGAGUAGGAGAAGACAGUAAGCAGGGCUCAGAGGAAGUUUGUGCAGGGAAGCAGGCAGUAUAUACCUCUUACAUCUGGAGAUCAGAGUGCUGGGGGUUCUCAUCCCUAUGGGGGGCUAUAUUUUUGGCAGGUGAAAGCCCAUCUGUUUUGGAAUUUGGGCCCCUCUUCCUGGGAUCCCUUUCUUCCAGAGGGUCUGGAUAACUUCAGGCGAAUGCUCUCCAUGGUGUGCUGGACAGGGCCCCCCCUCCAUUGAUCAAUAACCAGAAGAUAGAUUAUUAGGUUCUUUUUGCAACCAGUCAGGAUCUCACCCCAAAUCUCAGAGGACUUACCUCAACUGAGAUGGCCCUCAGAGGCUCCAGCAAUUUAACCCCUUUCUCCAUCCAGGCCAUCCUGAACAAGAAGGAGGAGAGAGCUGGGACUUACCCCAGGCUGGGGAGACUUGUUCCCACCAGCAGCCCCACUACCCCUUCCUGCUGCUGGAGACUCUUUGGAGAAGUGGACUCAGAAGGACUGGGAUCAUGUGGUGGGGCUCAGGGAGUGGGGGCAGGAGGGGAGCAGGCUGGCUGGGACUCAGACUCAGCUCUCAGUGAGGAAGGAGAGCCUGCAAGGCCCAGGGAGAGCUGCCUGCUGGAGGGUCCAGGGGGCAGGAAGAAGCAGAGGCCCCUGGAGGUCAGACCUAAAGAAGAAGAGGAAGAGGAGACCCCAGGCUGCAGUGACUGUGAGAUGUCAGCCAGUGUCUCAGGUACCCAGGGGUCAUCAUGCUUAUUUGCAGAAUCUGGCAUGGGGGGAGGAGGGGGAGACAUCAUCUGAGAUAUAGAUUAACCCACUACAAUCCACAGGGUUUUUAAAGUAUAUGUUAUGAACAAUACUGCCCCUUAAAGGUUAAUCAUCCAGAACACCGGUUACAUUUUGUUUCGUGUGUUUAUAAUGGUUUUUAUUUACCCAAUCAGUCACAUUCCAACAUGGCUUACUCCAAGUCCCUAAUAUAAUGGCAGGAAGAAGGCAACAUCCAAAAGGCACAAUGUUACAACUUAGCAAAAAAAUUUAUUUAGCUCAAAUCAUAUGGCACAGGGUAUUCAGUAUGAGAUCACUGCUAAUGGUGUAUAGAAUUAACUUGAAAGCAAGGUAUUUGAUAUCCAGUUAUUGGGACAUUUAUUAUGUAUUGAGUGUUGGAAAAACACAAAAAAUGAUUUAUAUCUAAUCACAAUUCACUAGAUAGCUAUAUGGAAUGUGCACAUAGCUGUAUCACAUCGUGUUAAAUGCUAAUUAGAAUAGUCGACUCGCAUAGUAUCUAUCAUCUAUCUAUCUAUCUAUGUCUGUCUGUCUGUAUAUCUAUCUAUCUAUCUAUCUAUCUAUGUCUGUCUGUCUGUCUGUAUAUCUAUCUAUCUAUCUAUGUCUGUCUGUCUGUCUAUCUAUCUAUCUAUGUCUGUCUGUCUAUCUAUCUAUCUAUCUAUCUAUCUAUCUAUGUCUGUCUGUCUGUCUAUCUAUCUAUCUAUGUCUGUCUGUCUAUCUAUCUAUCUAUGUCUGUCUGUCUGUCUAUCUAUCUAUCUAUCUAUCUAUCUAUCUAUCUAUCUAUCUAUCUAUGUCUGUCUGUCUAUCAAUCUAUCUAUGUCUGUCUAUCAAGCCAUAGCAUAGGAUUCACUCUCAGUAAAGAUCAAUAAUUUGCCGAGAUUUACUAAAUAUAUACAUAUAUAAGCAGAGCAAGAAAUACUUAUAAAAUAUUAAUAGACGUUAGAUAUUUCAACGUUAGUGCAGUGAUAAUUUUUAAAGCAAAGUUUUAGUAAAUAUGUACAAACAUAUAUAUAUAUAAACCAGUCUACGGUGUCCCUUAUUAGGUCGGAUCAGGCGCCUAAACAGGGAACAAUGUCAAAUAAAAUAGUGUACGUGGCAUCUCUUCAAAUUAUUAUUACUAUUACAUAUUCUAAUUCCUAAAUAAUUAAGAGGUAAUGAAUCUUGCUGCGGGGUCAUUGUGUAAGAUGUGCGGUUUCUUUUUGCACAAUGCUCCCCAGUUAGAUAUAUAAAGCUAAUCAAUAGAUCAGGAUGUAAUAUCAUUAUAUCGUUCAAUAAGCCAGAUACUGUAUCUGAUCAUAGAUUGUUUAUUUACCACUGGGGCGGGGUUACAAGAGAGUAUUUCCCACUGAGAAACAUUGUAACAACUUGUAUACAUUGUGUACUUAUGUUAUAACAAGCUGCAUACAUUGUGUAACAAAUGUCCUUGCUCACAGACGUUCAUUAUAGAGAAAUUAGAGAGAUAUAGAUAGAUAGAUAGAUAGAUAGAUAGAUAGAUAGAUAGAUAGAUAGAUAGAUAGAUAGAUCUCCCCAAAAAUGUGCUAAUAAUAAUAAUAAAAAAUAAAAAAUACUAUAAGUUUUUUAAUACAGAAAUAAUUCUAAAAGUUGAAAAUUAGCUUCCUUUUCCAAAAUAAUGAUAAUACAAAAAUGGACACCAUUAUUCUUAGUUAUAUAAUUUACUAGUCCCUAAUUAUUAAUAAUAUUUUAUUGAUUACUAGAGGUGCAGUCCAAUUGUGUAUAUUGUACAAUUCUAAACUUUAAAAGUAUUUCGUUUGGCUAAACAAUAGCGAUGAUUAUAACGAUAAAAGCAUUAAUAAUAAGAUAAUAAUGUUAAUUGUAUUGUUACAAACCAAGUGGGGCUAUAGUGCAUGUGACACAUCUUAUAAUUUAACACAUUUCAUUAAUAGUACAAGCAUUUUGCAGUAUUGUACUUUUUACUUCUGAAAUCUCAUAUGUCCAAAAUAAUUAAUUCCAUGUCAUAUUACGUAGGUUUGUAUUACCCUGUGUUAGUAUUUAGGUAGCCACCGAUUUGGGAUCACUAAAGCAUAUUAUCAUGGCACUAAUUAAACUGCAAGGAGUUCAUGGUUCAUUGAUUAGCCUCUGGGAGGAUAGGCCUGACUGGAUGUUAAAUCCCAUGUCGCCUUAACAGGGAUCUGUGAUGAACAGAGCGAAUCUAAACGUCAAAUAAUCGUUGUUACUGCUUUAAGUUGUAUUCACUAAACUCCGAUUUGCGGCGAUUUGAUAUCCAAAUGGCAAAAUGUGUGUAACAAUAUGUAAAAUGUGCUAGACUCAUAACUUGGCAUUUAUGUCUCAUUUUUGCCAUUCGAAUUUUAAUUCGCUACAAUUGCACGUUUAGUAAAUAAUACUGUAAACUCGGAGCUGGAGCUAGCGGAAGCAAAUUGGAAACAAACUAAUUUAAGAAACAGUAUUAAACAAUAUGAAUACAAUGUUUACUAAUCAUAAUAAAACAUAAUGUAAAAAUAAACAUAUAAAUAAACAAACAUUAAAAAUGAAAGGAUCAUGACGCUAUAGUGGCGGUAUAAUAUGUAUCAAAUAUAUUACUGUAUUAUUAUUAUAGAUUAUUAUGCAUUUUCUGAAUAUUCUGAACAUUUCUAAUUCAGGCAGAGAAAAAGCUGCACUUUAUAGUGGCGGGUUAUUAUUAUUAGAGGCACACUUCAAUUGCAAACAUUUUAAGUUUUAUUUAUGUACAAUAUACUGAGAUAUUAAAUACGUAUUUACUCAGAUUUUGUAAUGUUUAUAAUGUGGGUGUGUGUGUAUCAGAUAGAUAGAGAGAUACUUUAUAAAUCAUAAAAUAAUAAUACACAGAUAGACAGAUAGGCACACAGAUAGGCAGGCAGAUAGACAGACAGAUAGAUAGCUAGACAGACAGAUAGAUAGCUAGACAGAUAGAUAGAGAGAGACAGAUAGAUAGAUAGAUAGAUAGAUAGAUAGAUAGAUAGAGAGAGACAGAUAGAUAGAUAGAUAGACAGACAGAUAGAUGGAUGAUAGAUAGAAUAAGAUAUUGGAUGCAUACAUAUUUAAUAGUGAAUUCAAAGAGAAUUGCAUAUUUAAGGCCAAAGUAACCGAUCUGAAAGCACAGCAGACUUAGAAUUUUUCCAAUUUGUCUAUUUUGACCUUAAAUUUGAAAUGCACCGUGAUUUCUCAUUUUAGUGGAUAACUCUAAGUUUUCUAUUUCCAAUCGCCUAUACCAUGUAACUAAUGACUGCCCUCCCGUCCACUGUGUGACAGCCAGGGCAGGGAUCAGUGGGAGAGGAUAACCUCACACCCUUCACGUCCUCUGAUACAUUAAACUCUGUAACCAAAAUUAACUUCUGACCUCCAUGGGGUGAGCUUACAAAUUAGUACAGGGGAUGCAAUGCCCCCAGGGGGGUGAGGAUUGGUGGGAGGGUAUCUAUUUGUAUUGUUUUGAUGUGAAGAUGGUAAUAGUUGUUUAACACUUUGAUGAUGAUCCAUGUCACCUGAUGUUAUCCUGCUAAAUAUUUCAGGUGAAUAUCUGCAUAGAGAGUGGAUCUAAACAUUAUUCUGUAUUGUUUAUUAGUACAUUGCAUUGUUUAACCCAUUCAAUGCGGGGAGCGAGACACUUUGAUAAUAAUAGCACACAUUUCAUUUCUUCUAGAACAAUCCCAUUCCUUUAGAAUAUACAGUGAAGUUAUAAUGUUAUGAUUCUAUUAAAUAGCUAUACCGUUUUUGUGUCUUUUUUUUUUUAAUAUAUAUAUACGCUGCGAUAGGGUCAGUGCCUUGAGCCUCAUUCCUUCAGUGGGUUCGAAGCAGGAACAGUAUUCUGCUGUGAAGAGUUCACACUAUUUAAGAAUAAAACCCUGGGUUUUAUAGAACUGUGACUAUACGUACAGAAACCUGGCUAUACCUAUAGAACGCUGGCUGGAUUUAUAGAACCCUGAUUAGUAAACUUAUAGAAUACUGGCUGUAGUUAUAGAAUACUGGCUGUAGUUAUAGAACGUCGGUUAAACUUAUAGAACGCUGGCUAUACUUAUAGAAUACUGGCUGUAGUUAUAGAAUACUGGCUGUAGUUAUAGAACGCUGAUUAGUAAACUUAUAGAAUACUGGCUGUAGUUAUAGAACGCUGGCUGGUUUUAUAGAAUCCUGAUAAAUAAACGUAUAGAAUUCUGGCUGUAGUUAUAGAACGCUGGCUGUAGUUAUAGAAAACUGAUUAGUAAACUUAUAGAAAUACUGGCUGUAGUUAUAGAACGCUGAUUAGUAAACUCAUAGAAUACUGGCUGUAGUUAUAGAAUACUGGCUGUCGUUAUAGAACGCUGAUAAGUAAACUUAUAGAAUACUGGCUGUAGUUAUAGAACGCUGGCUGUAGUUAUAGAACCCUGAUUAGUAAACUUAUAAAAUACUGGCUGUAGUUAUAGAACGCCGAUUAAAUUUAUAGAACGCUGGCUAUACUUAUAGAAAGAUGGCUGUAGAACACUAUCUGUACUUAUAAAACGCUGGUUGUACUUAUGGAAAUAUAGCACAUUUUCUAGAACGCUGGUUACAGUAAUAGAAACAUGGUUAUACAUAUAGAACCCUGGCUGUACUUAUAGAACACUGGUUACUUGUAAAGAACUCUGGCGAUAUUUAUACAACUAAGGCAAUAUUUAUAGAACCAUGUCUAUAUUUACAGAACCGUGGUAAUACUUAUAGAACGUUGGUUACACUUCCAGAACGUUGGUUACACUUAUAGAACGCUGGUUACACCUAUAGUACGCUGGUUACACUUAUAGAACGCUGGUUACACCUAUAGUACGCUGGUUAUACUUAUAGAACGUUGGUUACACUUAUAGAAUGCUGGUUACACCUAUAGAACGUUGGUUACACUUAUAGAACGCUGGUUACACUUAUAGAACGUUGGUUAUACUUACAGAACGCUGGUUACACUUAUAGAACAUUUGUUUCACUUAUAGAACGCUGGAUACACCGAUAGAACGUUGGUUACACUUAUAGAACGCUGGUUACACCUAUAGAUCGUUGGUUACACCUAUAGAACGUUGGUUACACUUACAGAACUCUGGUUACACUUAUAUUUCACUGGUUGCACAUAUAGAAUGUUGGUUGUUCUCUUAGAACCCUGCUUUUAAUUAGAGAACAGUGACUAUAAGGUGGCUUUACGUAUAGUACUAUGGAUUUUCAUCUAGAACCCUGACUUUCCUUGGCCAUUAUUAGAACCCAAAGUCAAUGUUGAGCUGGAUAAGUGAACAAGGCGUCCGAUUCUACUGGGAAUUUUUUUUUGAAAAGAAUAGAAAAAGGAUGUGAAUUUCUUCUAGUAGGCCCUAGCAGCUUUUAUGUCAAAAGGGUAAAACAUUUCAUAUUGUAUAAUGCUGUGUGGUGUUUUAUACAUUAAAUAAAUCUAUCAUAUUUUUUUUAUUGAAAAUAAACAAUAAUUAUUAUUAUAAUUGAUAAUAAUAAUAUUACUCUAAUAUUACCAGCCAGGAGAAGUACUCUAAAUGAAUGAUAAGGAUAUUUAAUAUGUAACCAGUCAUAUAGGACAGGUAAUGGUGCUAAUAUAAUAUAAUAAUAUAGGACAGGUAAUGGUGCUAAUAUAAUAUAAUAAUAUAGGACAGGUAAUGGUGCUAAUAUAAUAUAAUAAUAUAGGACAAGUAAUUGUGCUAAUAUAAUAUAAUAUAAUAUAAUACUAAAGCACAGGUAAUGGCGCUAAUAUAAUAUAAUAUACUAUUAUAGGACAAGUAAUGGUGCUAAUAUAAUAAUAUAGGAUAGGUAAUGGUACUAAUAUAAUAUAAUACUAUAGGACAGGUAAUGGUGCUAAUAUAAUAUAAUAAUAUAGGACAAGUAAUGGUGCUAAUAUAAUAUAAUAAUAUAGGACAAGUAAUGGUGCUAAUAUAAUAUAAUACUAUAGGACAGGUAAUCGUGCUAAUAUAAUAUAAUAAUAUAGGACAAGUAGUGGUGCUAAUAUAAUAUAAUAUAAUAUAAUACUAUAGGACAGGUAAUAGUGCUAAUAUAAUAUAAUAUAGUAUUAUAGGACAGGUAAUGGUGCUAAUAUAAUAUAAUAAUAUAGUACAAGUAAUGGUGCUAAUAUAAUAUAAUAUAAUAAUAUAGGACAAGUAAUGGUGCUAAUAUAAUAUAAUACUAUAGGACAGGUAAUAGUGCUAAUAGAAUAUAAUAUACUAUUAUAUGAAAGGUAAUAGUGCUAAUAUAAUAUACUAUUAUAGGACAAGUAAUUGUGCUAAUACAAUAUAAUACUAUAGGACAGGUAAUAGUGCUAAUAUAAUAUAAUAUAAUAUUAUAUGACAGGUAAUAGUGCUAAUAUAAUAUACUAUUAUAGGACAAGUAAUUGUGCUAAUAUAAUAUAAUACUAUAGGACAGGUAAUGGUGCUAAUAUAAUAUAAUAUAAUAUACUAUUAUAGGACAAGUAAUGGUGCUAAUAUAAUAUAAUAUAAUAUACUAUUAUAGGACAGGUAAUGGUGCUAAUAUAAUAUAAUAUAUUAUACUAUUAUAGGACAAGUAAUGGUGCUAAUGUAAUGUAAUAAUAUGCUAUAAUAUAGCUGCUUUAGAACCUGAGGUUCACAGCACAUUAUUGGGGCUUCCUGCUGUUUCCUGCUCUUAAUUAAAUGCCUGUGAUAUUUUACCUGUAGAUAAAUAAUAUACCUCUAAUAUUAAACAUGGCUCUUGGUAAUAAUGGUAAUGUACUAAAUUAUAUUUAUUUCUAAAGAAAAAUAAUCAGAAUGUAGAUGAAUCGUUCUGUCUGGUAUCAUAUAUUAAAUUCUUUGUGAUCAAUAUGGACACACGGAUAUAAUAGAUAGAUAGAUACUACAUGAGUUGACAAUUCUAAUAACUAUUUUCUAAAAUAUAUGUAUUGAUUUUAUGUUUAUAUAGUAUUGUAUUUUAUAAAUUAGACAGACAGUGUAUAGAUAGACAGACAGUGUAUAGACAGAUAAUGUAUAGAUAGAUAUAGAUAAUGUAUAGACAGAUAAUGUAUGGACAGAUAUAGAUAAUGUAUAGAUAGAUAUACAUAAUGUAUAUAGACAGAUAAUGUAUACACAGAUAUAGAUAAUGAAUAGACAGAUAUAGAUUAUGUAUAGACAGAUUAUGUAUAGAUAGAUAUAGAUAAUGUAUAGACAGAUAUAGAUAAUGUAUAGACAGAUAAUGUAUAGGUAGAUAUAGAUAAUGUAUAGACAGAUAUAGAUAAUGUAUAGACAGAUAAUGUAUGGACAGAUAUAGAUAAUGUAUAGAUAGAUAUAGAUUACUUAUAUAGACAGAUAAUGUAUACACAGAUAUAGAUAAUGAAUAGACAGAUAUAGAUUAUGUAUAGACAGAUAAUGUAUAGAUAGACAUAGAUAAUGUAUAGACAGAUAAUGUAUGGACAGAUAUAGAUAAUGUAUAGAUAGAUAUAGAUAAUGUAUAUAGACAGGUAAUGUAUACACAGAUAUAGAUAAUGAAUAGACAGAUAUAGAUUAUGUAUAGUCAGAUUAUGUAUAGAUAGAUAUAGAUAAUGUAUAGACAGAUAUAGAUAAUGUAUAGACAGAUAAUGUAUAGAUAGAUAUAGAUAAUGUAUAGACAGAUAUAGACAGAUAAUGUAUGGACAGAUAAUGUAUGGACAGAUAUAGAUAAUGUAUAGAUAGAUAUAGAUAAUAUAUAGAGACAGAUAAUGUAUACACAGAUAUAGAUAAUGAAUAGACAGAUAUAGAUUAUGUAUAGACAGAUAAUAUAUAGAUAGAUAUAGAUAGCGUAUAGAUAGAUAUAGAUAAUGUAUAGACAGAUAAUGUAUAGAUAGAUAUAGAUAAUGUAUAGAUAGAUAUAGAUAAUGAAUAGACAGAUAUAGAUUAUGUAUAGACAGAUAAUGUAUAGAUAGAUAUAGAUAAUGUAUAGACAGAUAUAGAUUAUGUAUAGACAGAUAAUGUAUAGAUAGAUAUAGAUAAUGUAUAGACAGAUAUAGAUUAUGUAUAGACAGAUAAUAUAUAGAUAGAUAUAGAUAGCGUAUAGAUAGAUAUAGAUAAUGUAUAGACAGAUAUAGAUUAUGUAUAGACAGAUAAUGUAUAGAUAGAUAUAGAUAAUGUAUAGACAGACAGAUAGAUCUAAUAUAUUGUAUAAUUGUAGUUUACAUUUCUAGUGUGAAUGGAGUCAUUGUAUCUCCCAUUAACACUGGCCUGUUACAGUAUGAAUCUGGGGCUCUAUUAAUUCAUGUGUGAAUAUUUCUUGACUCUCCCUGUGUCUGUCUCCUGCCCAGAUCCCAGCCCGCCAGAUGCAGACCCUAAGUGUGAGCAGCUGAUGCUGGAGGCACCCAAGCAGAGGAAGAAGCGCUCCCGGGCCGCCUUCUCCCAUGCCCAGGUCUUCGAGCUGGAGAGACGCUUUAACCACCAACGCUACCUGUCCGGGCCAGAGCGGGCUGACCUGGCCGCCUCCCUCAAGCUCACCGAGACCCAGGUCAAAAUCUGGUUCCAGAACCGGCGCUAUAAGACCAAGCGCCGCCAGAUGGCAGCAGAGCUCUUGGCCACAGCCCCAGCGGCCAAAAAGGUGGCAGUUAAGGUGCUGGUGAGAGAUGACCAAAGACAAUACCAGCCUGGAGAAGUCCUCAGACCAUCCCUGGUGCCCCUUCAGCCCCCCUACUACUACCCCUAUUACUGUGCCCUGCCAGGCUGGACGCUCUCUGCAGCCGCUGCCGCAGCAGCUGCCUGUACUGGGGGGACCCCUUGAACUCUGAAAAUGGUGGGGUGGGGGGACUGGUACCCCAAAACCCAAUCAGCCAACAGAAAGUUAUUUAUUUCCCCUACGGUGUUCAAAAGAGAGUUGGGGGGAGAUAUUGCCCCCUAAACACAUGGAGACCCAAAUGGAGGUCCUCAAAGCAAAACAGGAGGGAACAUGCCUUGAAAGUGACAAGCAUGUAAAUGUGCAGGCAGCAGGCUGUGUUCAUGGUAUCCAUGUAUUGUCUAAUGCUGUAUAGGUUUUAUAUAAUAUAGUUACAUUAUAUAUUUUUUGAGGUUUUACUUUUACUCUAUGGUUAUUGGACAAGUGAGGGUCCUUAGGAGGCAUCUGCAGAGGUCAUUAUUCAGAAGAUUCUUUAACUUGGAACUUUGGUGAUUUCCAAUGGACUUGUUGUGGUCAGUUUGGAACGUUUAGACUAUGUCUGUAAAAAGUUACUCCGUGACCAAGUGACUGAACACCCCAUGCCAAUCCUUCAUCUUAAAUCACACAAAGGACCCAGUAUGGGAAAUCCAUACAUUGGAAAUAUAAAUUUGUGUUAUGGACGUUCUAGCACUUUUCCUGACAUAAUAUUGUACUUUUUCUUCAUAUGCAAUGUGAAUAUUUCCUAAUAUAACUAUAUGGAUUUCAGGAUGGUCUAGUGCAGGGAUGUCCAAAAGGUAGAUCCCCAGAUGUUGUAGAACUACAACUCCCUUGAUGCUUUGCAUACCUUUAGAAUGCCUUUACAAUGACUAAGCAUCAUGGAAGUUGUGGUUUUAAAGCAUCUGGGGAUCUACCUAUUGGGCACCCCUGGUCUAGUGCCUUUUUCAGAAACCCAAACAAUCACUUUAAAGCUCCUUCGAUUGCUUAUUAAUAAAUCAUGUCUUCUUUCUAUAACCCGGACCAUUCUAUCUUACAUUUCACAUGAAUCAGGCACUGUGCACUCAGCUAGAUUAUUUACAAACGGAAUUGUGAAUAUUUUUAAGUUACUGUACUUUUUUUAAUUUAUAAAUUACACUUUAACGCAG